Hyaena hyaena (striped hyena) is the source of this 1721-nucleotide messenger RNA. RefSeq names its product aurora kinase A (gene AURKA). The transcript has 9 exons. Gene Ontology annotation, molecular function: ATP binding; protein kinase activity. Gene Ontology annotation, cellular component: spindle microtubule; spindle pole centrosome; chromosome passenger complex. Bases 73 to 1290 code for a protein of 405 amino acids. Lineage: Eukaryota; Metazoa; Chordata; Mammalia; Carnivora; Hyaenidae. The record is from RefSeq and is a predicted model, not a curated record. Gene Ontology annotation, biological process: meiotic spindle organization; mitotic centrosome separation; meiotic cell cycle.
UUGAAUCAUAACGGCUGAGCUCUCGGGAGGACGCGGCGGCCUUUGGGUCGGAGGCGGGAGCCUGCGGGCAUCAUGGACAAAUCUAAAGAGAACUGCAUUGCGGGGCCUGUGAAGACUACGAUUCCACUUGGUGAUGGUCCAAAACGCGUCCCGGUGAGCCAGCAAUUUCCUUCUCAGAAUCCGUUACCUGCAAAUAGCGGCCAAGCCCAGCGAGUCUUGUGUCCUUCAAAUUCCUCUCAGCGAAUUCCUUCCCAAGCACAAAGGCUUGCGUCCAGCCACAAACCCGUCCAGAACCUGAAGCAGAAGCCACUGCAGCCAACCGGUGGCCCUCGUCCUGUCUCUAGGCCGCUGACUAAUCCCCAGAACAGUGAGCAGCCCUUGCCGUCGGCCCCCGGAAAUAAUUCUGAAAAGCAACUGGCAACAAAACAGAAAAAUGAAGAAUCAAAAAAAAGGCAGUGGGCUUUGGAAGAUUUUGAAAUUGGUCGCCCACUGGGUAAAGGAAAGUUUGGUAAUGUUUAUUUGGCGAGAGAAAAACAAAGCAAGUUUAUCCUGGCUCUUAAAGUAUUAUUUAAAGCUCAACUGGAGAAAGCAGGAGUCGAGCAUCAGCUGAGAAGAGAAGUAGAAAUCCAGUCCCACCUUAGGCAUCCAAAUAUUCUCAGACUGUAUGGUUAUUUCCAUGAUGCCACCAGAGUUUACCUAAUUCUAGAAUACGCACCUCUUGGAGCGGUCUACCGGGAGCUUCAGAAGCUGUCCAAGUUUGACGAGCAGAGAACUGCUACCUACAUCACAGAGUUGGCAGAUGCCCUGUCUUACUGUCACUCGAAGAGAGUCAUUCAUAGAGACAUUAAGCCGGAGAACCUGCUCCUUGGAUCAGCCGGAGAGCUUAAGAUCGCAGAUUUUGGGUGGUCGGUACAUGCCCCGUCCUCCAGGAGAACCACCCUCUGCGGCACCCUGGACUACCUCCCCCCAGAGAUGAUCGAAGGCCGGAUGCACGACGAGAAGGUGGACCUGUGGAGCCUGGGGGUGCUCUGCUAUGAGUUCCUAGUUGGGAAGCCUCCGUUCGAGGCCAGCACAUACCAAGAGACCUACAAAAGAAUAUCGCGGGUUGAGUUCACGUUCCCUGACUUUGUACCGGAGGGAGCCAGGGACCUCAUCUCAAGACUGUUGAAACAUAACCCCAGCCAAAGGCCAACUCUCAAAGAAGUACUUGAACACCCUUGGGUCACCGCAAAUUCGUCAAAAACAUCAAGUAGCCAAAAAAGCAAAGAAUCAACCGGCAAACAAUCUUAAAAAUCCUGCAGGGGGAGAAAUCCGCAAGGCAUGGCUGUGGACGCUGCUGCCGGCCUGUGGGUGACCGAGGGCGUGCUGAGCAGGCCCAGCCCCCCCACCCCCCCAACUCAGUCCACUUCAGCGAACAGCACACGCGCUCUGGAGCAAGAGAAGCCGCAGGAACUGUGGCCUCUCCCACAGUCCGGAGACGAGGUCCACCCGCAGCCUCCCCAUAGCCUGUCUCGAGUCAGGUGUCCUCGUGGAAGACCGCUCGGGUCCGACUGCGGGGAGAGCGGCCACCUGGCCUGACCCCGUCGGUGAAGGAGGUGUGCAAUACCCACCCAGCACCUACGUGUGCGUCCGCCUUCCUCGGCGCCCGCGGCUAGGAAAGCUGUCAGGAUGAACCUGUGAUUCUUUCCUUUGAAGGUGAAAAUAAAGAUUUGUGUACGGAC